CCCCAACCUCUGGAGCGACGUCGUUUCAGCAUCUCUCUCGUUAGGAUCAUCUUCCUUCUUCACUAUCACACUCUCUUUCUCCUCUCAGAUGCCUCGUGCUUCAUCCAAGAAAGGCUCCAGCGCUUCAACCACUUCCUCCACCAUGGAUCUCUUUCGCUCUGCUUCAGGUAAAGCAGCAAGUAAAGAGUUAGACCGAAUCGAUCAAGUUUUUUAUACCUAUGCGAAUAAGUCAUCUGGUUUAAUCGACCCUGAAGGAAUUGAGGCUCUCUGUUCGGACUUGGAAGUGGAACAUACUGAUGUUCGCAUAUUAAUGCUGGCUUGGAAAUUGCAAUCGGAAAAACAAGGAUACUUUACCCUGGAGGAGUGGCGAAAAGGACUUAAAGCACUGAGAGCUGACACAUUCCAGAAGUUGAAGAAAGCUCUUCCCGAACUGGAGAAGGAGGUCAGAAGGCCAUCAAACUUCGUAGAUUUCUAUGCAUAUGCAUUUCGGUAUUGCUUAACCGAGGAGAAACAGAAGAGCAUAGACAUUGAGAGUAUCUGCGUACUGCUGGAUCUUGUUUUGGGCUCUCAAUUUCGGCCUCAAGUCGAAGCACUGGUUCAGUAUUUAAAAACGCAGAGCGAUUACAAGGUCAUCAAUAUGGAUCAAUGGAUGGGAUUUUAUAGAUUUUGUAGCGAGAUAAGCUUCCCCGACUUUAGCAAUUAUGAUCCGGAGCUUGCUUGGCCGUUGAUCCUAGACAAUUUCGUCGAUUGGAUGAUUGAGAAGCAAGGGUAGAUCAAAGACUCAUAUUAUAUAUAUACUUAUAUAUAUAUACACAUGAUUAGCACUCAUUCUUAUUUCAUAUGUGGGUUUUUUUUUUUUUUUUUUUUUUUUGAGGGGGCUUAAAAAUGCUCUCCUUUUUUUUUUUUUUUUUUUUUAAUCUUUCCUUCUUGUUUUCAACUGAUUGUCAGCUUUUAGAGACAAAAGAGUGUAGAUGAAAGUUAAAUCUCUUGUUUACAAACUCAUAUAUUAUUCACAUUAUUAUAUAGUUGCCUUCAUC
Molecule: messenger RNA, 1037 nt
Organism: Ipomoea nil (Japanese morning glory)
Lineage: Eukaryota; Viridiplantae; Streptophyta; Magnoliopsida; Solanales; Convolvulaceae
Product: DCN1-like protein 4
Exons: 10
Coding region: 89-772 (227 amino acids)
Biological process (GO): positive regulation of ubiquitin-protein transferase activity; protein neddylation
Cellular component (GO): ubiquitin ligase complex
Molecular function (GO): ubiquitin conjugating enzyme binding; ubiquitin-like protein binding; cullin family protein binding
Source: RefSeq, a predicted model, not a curated record